Messenger RNA from Acinonyx jubatus (cheetah), 1091 nucleotides. RefSeq names its product PIH1 domain containing 1 (gene PIH1D1). NCBI's taxonomy places the organism in Eukaryota, Metazoa, Chordata, Mammalia, Carnivora, Felidae. The transcript has 10 exons. Gene Ontology annotation, biological process: box C/D snoRNP assembly; rRNA processing. Gene Ontology annotation, cellular component: ribonucleoprotein complex; R2TP complex; cytoplasm. The record is from RefSeq and is a predicted model, not a curated record. The coding region runs from base 138 to 1010 and encodes 290 amino acids.
CUCAGGCACGGGUCCGUACUCCAGCGUGGUGAAGAUCUCUCGGGUGCUGCGCUGUGCGUGCGUCGCAGCCAUCACUCGCCCGGACCGCUUUCCACGAAGGAGUGCGGGGCGCUCUGCCCAGAGGAACCUUGAGGGCCAUGGCGGACUCGAAGCUGCUGGUGCCCGAGCUAAGCGAGGCAGAGAAGAUGGGCGCUGAGACCAUGCGUUUCGAGGAGCUACUGCGGCAGGCCUCCAAGGAGCUCCAGCAAGCCCAGACAAGCUUCCCAGAAUCCACACAGAUCCAACCUCAACCUGGUUUCUGCAUAAAGACCAACUCCUCCGAAGGGAAGGUUUUCAUCAACAUCUGUCACUCUCCUUCCAUCCCUCCUCCGGCUGAUGUGACUGAGGACGAGCUGCUUCAAAUGCUGGAGGAAGACCAAGCCGGGUUUCGCAUCCCCAUGAGCCUGGGAGAGCCUCAUGCAGAACUGGACGCAAAAGGCCAGGGUUGUACCGCCUACGACGUAGCGGUGAACAGCGACUUCUACCGGAGGAUGCAGAACAGCGAUUUCUUGCGGGAGCUCGUGGUCACCAUCGCCAGGGAGGGCCUUGAGGACAAAUACAGUCUUCAGCUGAAUCCAGAGUGGCGCAUGUUGAAGAACCGACCUUUCCUGGGCUCCAUCUCCCAGCAAAAUAUCCGCUCCCAACAACGUCCUCGGAUCCAGGAGCUGGGAAACCUGUACACUCCCGACUCCCUGAGACCUGAGGAAGGCCCUGAGAAGCCUCACCUGAACCUUUGGCUGGAAGCCCCUGACCUCCUCUUGGCUGAAAUUGACCUCCCCAAACUGGAUGGAGCUCUGGGGCUGUCGCUGGAGAUUGGGGAGAACCGGGUAGUGUUGGGGGGCCCCCAGCAGCUGUACCAUCUGGAUGCCUAUAUCCCCCUGCGGAUCAACUCUGAGGAGAGCAAAGCAGCCUUCCAUAGGAAGAGAAAGCAAUUGAUGGUGGCCAUGCCCCUCCUGUCGGUGUCUUCUUGACCUGCUUUCUUUCUGUGCUUCUAAGUGGAGAGAAGAGGCUGGUGGCUUCUCUAAAACGGAAAUAAAAGAUGUUUGCCUUUG